Haliaeetus leucocephalus (bald eagle) is the source of this 2007-nucleotide messenger RNA. RefSeq names its product discoidin domain receptor tyrosine kinase 1 (gene DDR1). Gene Ontology annotation, molecular function: protein tyrosine kinase collagen receptor activity; collagen binding. NCBI's taxonomy places the organism in Eukaryota, Metazoa, Chordata, Aves, Accipitriformes, Accipitridae. Gene Ontology annotation, cellular component: signaling receptor complex. Gene Ontology annotation, biological process: positive regulation of kinase activity; multicellular organism development; cell surface receptor protein tyrosine kinase signaling pathway. The transcript is spliced from 14 exons. The record is from RefSeq and is a predicted model, not a curated record. Bases 1 to 2007 code for a protein of 668 amino acids.
AUGGGGGUCUUCCCCCUGCCCCUCCCCCUCCUGCUGCUGGCUGCGGGGACCCAGGCGUCCGGGCUGCAGCUCGAUGGGCACCUCGACCUGGGCAGGUGCCGCUUUGCCCUGGGCAUGGAGGACGGCUCCAUCCCCGACAGCCGCCUCUCGGCCUCCAGCGCCUGGUCUGACUCCACUGCCGCCCGCCACGGCCGGCUGGGUCGCAGCGAUGGGGAUGGUGCCUGGUGUCCCGCGGGUCCCGUCUUCCCAGAGGAAGAGGAGUUCCUGGAGGUGGACCUGGGUCGGCUGCACGUGGUGACACUGGUGGGGACACAGGGACGUCACGCCGGUGGCCAUGGCAGGGAGUUUGCCCGUGCCUACCGGCUGCGCUACAGCCGUGACCGGCACCGCUGGCUGCGCUGGCGCGACCGAUGGGGCGCUGAGGUGAUCGGGGGUAACGAGGACCCCGAGGGGGUGGUGCUGAAGGAUCUGGCACCCCCCCCUGUGGCGCGGGCGCUGCGGGUCUACCCCCGGGCCCCCCGUGCCAUGAGUGUCUGCCUGCGCCUGGAGCUUUACGGCUGUCCAUGGGAGGCCGGGCUCCUGUCCUACACGGCACCACGGGGACAGGUGAUGGCCCUCGACCCGGCGCCUGUUGUCCUCAACGACUCCACCUACGACGGAUACAGCGUUGGCCCGCUGCAGUUUGGGGGGCUGGGCCAGUUGGCGGAUGGGGUGCUGGGACUGGAUGACUUUGUGCGGAGCCGUGAGCGACGUCUUUGGCCGGGCUACGACUACGUGGGAUGGCGUCGGCCCCCCGGCCCCCGACCCCACGUGGAGCUGGAGUUCGAGUUCGAGGGGCUCCGGACCUUCCACGCCAUGCAGGUUCAUUGCAACAACAUGCACACGCGGGGGGUGAGCAUCUUCGGGGAGGUGGAGUGCCGCUUCAAGAGGAGCCUGGCCACGGCCUGGGAGCCCACCCCGGCCACCCACAGCCUGGCUGGGGCUGUCAAGGACCCCAGCGCCCGUUCAGUCACAGUGUCCUUGGGUGGGCGCCAGGCCCGCUUCAUCCAGUGUCACUUCUUCUUCACCGGGGAGUGGAUGCUCUUCAGUGAGAUCACCUUCGUCUCGGACGCGGUGGAGGAGGCAGUGGGGGCCAGUGGGUGGCCCCCAGCUGCCCCCGCCGACCCCUCGGCAGGGGUCAUGGCUGUCCCUGAGGAUUCCUGGCAUGGAGACAUGGCUACCAACCUCACUACCUUGGCCCCCGGGGAACCCAAGCCAGGGCAGCCAGUUGCCAAAGCUGACCACAGCCACACGUCCAUCCUGAUUGGCUGCCUAGUGGCCAUCAUCUUGCUCCUAUUGGGCGUCAUCUUCCUCAUCCUCUGGCGGCAGUACUGGAAGAAAAUACUGGGGAAGGCCCAGCGCCGGCCCUCAGAGGACGAGCUGCGGGUGCAGCUCUCGGUGCCAGGUGACACCAUCGUCAUCAACAAUGCAACCGGGGUGGCACGGGGACCCCCCCGCUAUGAGCGCAUCCCCCCGGGCCAAGGCGAGUACCAGGAGCCGACACGGCCACGGCCAUCGCUGCCUCCGGCCCCCCCUGGACCCGCAGCACCCCUUGCCAACCCGGCCUAUCGGCUCCUGCUGGCCACCUAUGCCCAGCCAAUGGGAGGCCCCGCCCUCCCCGCCUUCCCUCGCCGGCGCCUCCGCUUCCGCGAGAAGCUGGGGGAGGGGCAGUUUGGAGAGGGGACCUUCACGCCAGCCAGUGAUGCCUGGGCUUUUGGGGUGACGCUGUGGGAGGUGCUGACACGGUGCCGCGAGCAGCCCUACGGGCGCCUGAGCGAUGAGCAGGUCAUCGCCAACGCCGGGCACCACUUCCGUGCCCAGGGCCGCCAGGAGUACCUGCCGUGCCCCCCGGGCUGCCCGGCAGCGCUGCACGGGGUGAUGCUGCGCUGCUGGUCCCGCGACGCCGCCGACCGCCCGUCCUUCGGCCUCCUGCACCGGCUGCUGCGCGACCACACUGUCCUCGCCUGA